Messenger RNA from Perca fluviatilis (European perch), 3224 nucleotides. RefSeq names its product E3 SUMO-protein ligase CBX4-like. The record is from RefSeq and is a predicted model, not a curated record. NCBI's taxonomy places the organism in Eukaryota, Metazoa, Chordata, Actinopteri, Perciformes, Percidae. Gene Ontology annotation, biological process: negative regulation of DNA-templated transcription. Bases 213 to 1946 code for a protein of 577 amino acids. The transcript is spliced from 5 exons.
UUUCUCGCUGCAGUUUGAGCCCGUCUGCAGAGCGAGUCUCUCCGAGGGGAAAGCGAGGGAAGAGGCGCAGUGAAAAUAGGAGGAGGAGGAGGGGGGCUCUUGCGUUUCACAUCAGAGGAGCAGCAGGAAGCGAGGAUAAGGUGUCGGAUAGCAACAACAAGAAAGAAGCAGAGGAGGAAAAAACACAAGAGCCGCUACUCUUGUAUCGGAAAAUGGAGCUACCCGCCGCGGGAGAGCACGUCUUUGCGGUGGAGAGCAUCGAGAAGAAGCGCAGCAGAAAGGGGAGGUCGGAGUACUUGGUCAAGUGGCGAGGAUGGUCCCCAAAAUACAACACGUGGGAACCAGAGGAAAACAUCCUGGACCCAAGACUGCUUGAUGCUUUCCAAGACAGGGAACGCCAAGAGCAGCUGAUGGGAUAUCGCAAGAGAGGACCCAAGCCCAAGCACCUCCUGGUUCAGGUUCCUUCUUUCGCCCGGAGAUCCAGUAUUCUGGCGGACCUUCAUGAGGCGUCCCUGGACGAGGACAGCUGUCAGAAGCCCAGCCCCAUCCAGAUGCUCCGCCCCCAGGGCCAGCAGUACCAGCUCAACAGCAAGAAGCACCACCCGUACCAGCCGCUGUGCAGGGAGCGCGAUGCCGAGCAGCAGGCCAACGGCAAGAAGUUCUACUAUCAGCUCAACAGCAAGAAGCACCACCACUACCAGCCGGACCUCAACGGCCACGAGCCCUUAUUCGCCAAACCCCGAGAGGUAAAAGCUCCGGAGCUGGCUAACAAGGGCUACAACCUUCCCCCGGUGCUGCAGCAAAAGUGGGUCCGGGACAAGGACUCAGGCUGCCUGACCAAAGUCAAGGAUAUCACCAUGGAGCUGAAGAAGCUUCCGGCAGACCUCAAUGGCCACAAAGAGCCGGAGACGGCCAGGCCUAAAGAGGACGCUUUAGCGCAGUCGAACGGCGUCAGCAACGGCAAGCUAAAGAUCGUGAAGAACAAAAACAAGAACGGGCGGAUUGUUAUUGUCAUGAGCAAGUACAUGGAAAACGGAAUGAAAGCGGCCAAGGUUAAAAACGGCGAUUCUGAAACUGGCGAAAAGCCGGCGCUAGGAACAGACACCGGCGCGGAGAACCACCUCGAGAAGAUGAAGCUCGUCAAGAAGCUGGGCCUCAUGAACGGAUUUUCCAAAAACCCCAAAGACAAACCGAGGGUUCCCAGUUCUGGAUUAAACGGACACUGCCCCAAAGAAAAGGAACAGUCCCCCAAAUCGGAGCCAACUGUGACUGAACAGGAUAAACACGUCGGGGUCGGGGGUCAGGGGCAGCUUUCAGCCCAUCGGCCUUUACAAUUGACAACCGAGCCUAAUCCGCUCGCCCUGGCUUUGGAUAGGGGAGUUCCCUCCCCACUGGACAAAAGAGGAAGCCAAGGUGGAUUUCAAGGACUGAAGCGACACCUCUGUGACACAGACAGCGAGGAGCAUGGGAGUAGUAAGAGGUUUGGGACUUCCAGGAGCAUCGGCGCUGCCAACACGGUGUCUUCACCCACCCAAAGCGUCAGCAUGGACCAAAACGGACACCAGAGUCCCAUUGGACUGCAGGACUGCGGGUACGCGGACCAAGAGGAGCCGAUUGACUUGAGCAUGUUCAAGUCCAGGCCUAAAGCUACCCAGCCUGAAACACACCCACAGGCUCAGACUGAAACGCAAGCGAAAACACACACGCAGGACGAAACAGACACGCAAGCGAAAACACAAACGGACGCACAGACGGAAAGUCAGCCCCGGACUGAAACCCAAAAAACUACAGAGGAGGAGAACAUCACUUCUUUGUCCGUUUCCGACCAGGAAAAGAGAAAAGAGGAGACAUUUCCCUCUUUCCAGCCUUUCCUUGGGAAUAUAGUGAUCACAGACAUUACUACAAACUGCCUCACGGUCACGUUUAAGGAAUACAUCAAAGUGUAACUCAACUGGGUACCAACUGUAUAAAUGUACAUAAGAGAUAUUUGUAUUUUCAGAUGUUUGAAUGUACAACUGCCCCCCUUGAUGUUUGUUUUCAUUUUUGUAUAGUUCAGAUAUAAAAAAAAAAAUCCUUUAUUGCGUUAUUUGCAUAUUUCUUCUUCUAAGAUCUUUGUUGUUACUGCUGGAGCUUUUGUCACAUGCAGUAUCUAAUUUCAGCUAUUUCUAACAUAGUUUCAAAAGCCAAAUUAGGUCAAAUAAAUGUCUACACUUUGAUUAAAGAUGCACUUAACUCUUGUAAAUACUCAAUAAUUUGAUUAUACACUCAACUGUCUGCAUCUCAGAUAAGGAUAAACAAGUGUAGGCUAUAUGGGGGAAUUUUGUAAGGAAGAAAAACUAUUGAAACAUGGUAAUUUACACUGUGUGUGUGUGUGUGUGUGUGGUGUGUGUGUGUGUGUGUGUGUGUGUGUGUGUGUGUGUGUGUAAACAGAUGGACAGAUUUAAACAAGGAUGCAUGCCGCUUGGACAGAUUAUGCCAUUGGGCGUGCUUAAACAAGCAGAUAAAGUCAAAUGAAGCGCCUUUCUGUCGAUAAAUGUGAUUUCCAUUGUUAAAAAGGAAAAUGAAAGAUUAUUAAUUGUUAAUGUUUGAUUUAUGCUCCUUUUUAUUUGACCUCCGUUCAAAGGUAAAGUGUGUUUUGCAUCAUGCAUCUCGAGAUCCGAUACUGAGCACAAGUCACUUCCAUUAAGGCGGCAGAUGUACAACUCUGUGACUCUAUUUAUUGUAUGUUUUGUAGCAGCGCAGUGACUAAAAACUGGCUUUUUUCACUUGACUUAUAUCAGUCACCAAUCUCUGUUAACACUGCCUGUCUAGCUGUGUAAUCCAAUAGAUUAGUACCACCAGCUGCGUGCUCCAUGAUUCACUUCUUCAUGUUUCUGUUCUCUGCCUCCCUGACAUGUUAAAAGGCUAUACACAGUUACGUAUGGGAUUGAAUGGAUUGUCUUUCUGUCAUAUUUUGAGUGACUUUUGCAACGUCACAGUAAUUAAAAGUAUGUAAAAGCACACAUGCUUGUCAUAACCAGAUCUGUUCCCUUGUGUCAUACAUGCCCCCUGUACUUUUUUUUCCCCCCCCAGCAAUCCCUUCCAGCACUAUGUGAUCUGAGGUGCAUUGAACUGCUCUGUGAGAACAAUGAUCAGAGGCACUUUUGAUGUUUUGUGUGCAGACUAAAUAAAAUGAAGGCUUCCUAUGAUACAUUUUGCAAUAAUAAAAUUGUUUGCAAGUGACA